AUGAACGAGACGAAGAUCGUUCUGAGCAUUGUGCUUGAUUUGGAAGAACGGAAGCACAACUUAACUACGAUGGAUGGAACGCAAAGAAUUAAGGAUUUUCCGGUGGCCUAUGGCUUAAUGGAUUUUCGACUGAAAUUUAGCGGAACAACAAUUGUGCUUCACAGCGAAUCAAAUAAGAAUAUGCAUUCUCAAACGUUCCUUUCGGCGAGCUACGUUGUCAGUGAUAUUCAGCGAUUCAGUAUUCGUGGAGCGAUCGUUUCGAAUAUUGAGCAUGUUGAGAAGUCUUGCGGAAUAAAACGAGAAUCGCGAGUGUCGAUGUUGGAGAUAGCAAGAAAUCGGCCCAGUGAAUAUUGCAACCCGAAUUCUGAGCAGUAUAGAAGCAUAAUGGAUCCUAGAACAUUGAAACUGCCUCAUAUCGUUCGACUGUUGGACCCAUUGCAAUCGAUCGGAUACCACGAAGAUGUUCGUUAUUUGCAAUUCACCGGUGAUUAUAGCCGAGCGUUAGACACAGUCGGUUUUCGAGUUAUCAACGGAGAUUACAUGUAUAAUGUUGCUGAUGAAAUGAUUGGUGAAUUUCAGCAAUUAUUCAAUGAUGGUGAAGUGGAGACGUUUUACAGCAAGAAAAUGCAAUUCAAAAGCUUCGAUUUUGCGAUAAUCGAGGCGAAUGUGCCGAUUUUUGAAGUGAAAUGGAUGUCGUCGAGAUCGAUGACGUCGCAUUCUUGCGGAUAUCGGGCGUCUGAAAGCGUGCAGAUGUCGUUGAAAUUGCCGAAAACGAAAUGCAAAAAAGAUCACUAUGCGAUUUGUGAAAAAAACGCAUUGGUGCAUAAUAUUUAUGAGAAGGUCGACACGAAUUUGAAUUCGACUACCAAUGAAAUUCUGAUGUCAGAAGAAAAGCCGAAGAAAACGUUUUUCCAACUUGAAUUUGUACGAAACUAUUGCGGCAAAUUGAAGAAGAAAUCGUGCCCGCUGUUUUGUUAUAGUCGAAAUUUUGUCAAUUGGGAAUAUUAUAGCGAGGAGUACUUUGAACGUCCGCCAAAAUAUUUGGAGUUUUUGAAUCGGCACGGUUUCGUCGAUUUCGACGAUCAUAUUCAUGAUGGCGAUACGAUUGUCUUCAACGUCUACCCCGAUCCGUUGGCGAUUUGUCGGGAUGCCACGACGCUUGAGGUCACGCUAACCGACCGUUCUGAAACCUACAACAUCUUAAGCUUUGUUUCGCAUCGGAAACCGAUGGUCCAUUAUUUUGUCACCCAUCAUCAUAGUAUAAGAAUACAUUUUAGCUUCACCGCCGGUGUUAUCGAUAUUCGAUUUCGAUUUGCCGGCUCAGAUGUGAUAACUUUAAGCCAGAGAAGUACUUAUUACACCAAAGCAAUUGUGCCAUUGAUUGGAUUGAAAUACGAAAAACUUCAACGAUUGGUUGUCAAAGGUGGAAAACUGACGGGUCUUGAGCUGUUUCAUGGAAAUUGCACAAUGGAGCGGCACACGUGGAAUAAAAGGUCGGAUAUUAUUGUGCCGCCUAAGCUUUUUGUGAAUCCGAAUUCGAAUCAGUAUAAUUCGUACAUGGUCCGCACACCGUUGAGAAUGCCGCAUCGCAUCAAACUGCCGGAUCCGCUGCAGCCGACGGGAACCGCCCGAGAUAUUCGAUAUUUGCACAUUAGUGGCGAUUAUGAGACGAUGGACGACACUGAUCCAUACUUUUAUGUCUAUAUUUACGAUUCGCGUAAGACGAUGAAUCAAUAUCUAAUAUACAUCAAAAUUGAGGAUGAUCUUCUUGUUAUGGAUACGAUAUCCGAACCACUUCAAUUGAAUGUGACUGGGCAAUUCACGUUCAGCAUCAAAAGUCAUUUCCGAGGAAAUUCCGCCGCCAUCCGAUUCCACUCGUUCUACCCCUACCUUUCGCACGACGCCUACAAGCAAUUCGAGAAUGACAGAGACGUCGAGAUGAAGCCGGCGAUCAUGAUGCUCAACAGCUGCGAUCUUUAUUCGAAAAAUGACAAAACUCCGGAUAUCGACGCACUUCGGCCCUACUAUCAAACGCUUAUCGACAAAUACAUUCCUGGAGCGGUUGCGUGGUGA
Caenorhabditis bovis is the source of this 2073-nucleotide messenger RNA. The record is from the annotation of a GenBank genome assembly. NCBI's taxonomy places the organism in Eukaryota, Metazoa, Nematoda, Chromadorea, Rhabditida, Rhabditidae.